Messenger RNA from Drosophila pseudoobscura, 2353 nucleotides. RefSeq names its product always early (gene aly). The record is from RefSeq and is a predicted model, not a curated record. Gene Ontology annotation, cellular component: transcription repressor complex; nucleoplasm. Gene Ontology annotation, molecular function: DNA binding. Gene Ontology annotation, biological process: regulation of cell cycle; regulation of transcription by RNA polymerase II; DNA-templated transcription. Lineage: Eukaryota; Metazoa; Arthropoda; Insecta; Diptera; Drosophilidae. The transcript has 2 exons. Bases 147 to 2267 code for a protein of 706 amino acids.
GGUUGGCAGCCCCGUUCACAGCAACCCUGGCUCGUUUAGACGUCGCGUCGCUUCGUGUCAGAUGGAAAAUUCUAGAGAAUUCGAGAGUGUUCGGAAAUCUGAAAUAGACUUAACUCAAGUAAAAGCCGCAAGAAAGUCGUUUGAAAAUGUCAAUGGAAACCAAUGGAAAUGUGGGCAGUGACGGCAUCACGGGCUUGACGCCGCCACAGCUUUCGGAAAUCGGCUUGGGCACGGCCACAAGAAUUUCAAAGAUGGAGGUGGAAAAGGAAAAGGCAACGGCCAGCGGCCAGCCCGAUGGCGAUGGCGAUGGCGAUGACGAUGGCGAUGACGAGCUCUUUGUGAAACGGCCCGCUUUCUAUGGGCUCAGUCCAACGAAGUUCCUCUCGCUGCCCGGGCAAGCUCUGACAGUGGUCAACGCGGCGAAGGAGGGGAACGUCCUGGCCUCUUUCGUCCACUUAAUGAGUUGCUUGCCAGCGCAGCGCUGGAUGUGGUGCGAGUUCGCAUACUCGUUUAUCGACGAGCCCAUAGCGGGCAGCGCCUUCUACGAUCUGGACAAGCUCAUGAAGGAAAUGGGCUGCCGGAUCGCCACGCGCACCAUGCCGCGCCGCUGCUGGCAGCUGGUGCGUCAGCCGAUCGGCAGGCCGCGACGCUUCUCAAAGGCCUUCAUAGCCUCAGACCUGGAGGAGUGGGAUCACGUGCGCGACCUUGUGCGCCAGAUGCAGAAGGGCAUCUUCGAUGUGAAGAAGCACGAGAACGACUUGCCGCUGCUGCCCAGUCGUGUCCCGAUGGCGCUGGCGAUGGACACCAAGGUAACGACCUACCUGCCGACCGGAUUCGCCCAUGGGCUGGUCGUCAGCCACGAGCCCAAGACCAACACUUACCUCGUGAAGCUGACUAGUGGGGGAGCCGCCAAGGAGAAGGACAAGCAGAAGGACAAGCAGAAGGACAAGCAGAAGCAGAAGGGGAAGGAGAAGGGGAAGGAGCAGGAGAAGCAGUGGCUGCGUCUGCUCGACAAGAAGCUGCAGGGGGACAUGGUCUGCGAGAGUCUGCCACUGCCCAUAAUGAUGGUCACGACCAUUGAACCCGUUCGUCAGAAGGGUGCCUCCAAGAAGGACGAAAAGUCGGCCACGUUCUCGAGUGCCGGCUUCAGCAAGACCCUGCUGGAGUCCGUGGUGGCGAUUAAGAACCUCAUGGUCAUCAAGCAGAAGACCGUCGACGAUUUUAUCCAGCUGAACAAGGAGUUCGAGACGCUCAGGGCUCAGCCCACGGUUCGUCGUGACCCGAAGUCGAGCGCCGAGCGCGACGAGCAGCAGCGCUGCUUUGCGGCCCACAUGAUCGCACUGCAUCGCGUCAACGGGGACAUCCUGAAGCCCCUGCGCAUCCUCCAUCAGUUUCUGGACGAGUACAAGGAGAUGGAGGAUCUGAAGGCCAAGACCAUGACGGCCCGCGAGCGCUUUCAGCAGUGCCGGCUGCAGUCCGACCUCGAUCUGAAGUCGGCCGAGGCUAAGCUCGGCCUCGUGGUCAAAUCGGAUGCCACACGCGACCUGAUUCGCACUCUCCACACGAUCCUGUAUUUGUGCGGGGCAUUGAGCAGCGAAAAGAGCGCCGACAUUCGCACCAUUAUCGAUGAUAUUAUGGCCAGCACAAUGGUGAAUAUGCCGCCCGAUUUGAGUGCCGUUUUCAAGCAGAAGUUAUCCAAUGUUACACCGCUGUGCGAGGCCUUUGGGCGCGUCCGCAAGGAGCCUACCUUGAAGGCAAGACCAAUUGCUAGACAGCCAAAGCCAACGGGAAAGCAACCGGGAAGGCAACCGGGAAAGCCACUGGGCAAGCCACUGGGAAAGCCACUGCCAAAGCCACUGGGCAAGCCACCGGGAAAGCCACUGGGAAAGCCUCUGCCGCCACAGGUAAAGCCACAGCCGAAGCCACAGCCAAAGCCAAAGCCACAGCCGAAGGCACAGCCAAAGCCCAAGCCAAACCCAAAGCCACAGCCAAAGCCAAAGCCAAAGCCUAAGCCAAAGCCACAGGUACAGCCACAGCUACAGCCACAGCUACAGCCUCAGCUACAGCCACAGCUACAGCUACAGGAAAUAAAUUUGGAUGAGUUUGUAAUGUCCGAAGCCAUUUCUCUGCCUCUGGAGACCUAUGACCUCUAUCAGUCCUAUGAGACGCUGGCAGCGUUCGGAGAGCCCGACCAAAUGGACCAGCAGCACGAUAUCGUCUUCGACGACUUGAUGGAGCCACUGCUGGACAAUCUCCUGGACGAGUAGACGCAUAACAGCUUCCUCUGCAUACAGAAAUAAAGCCAUGGCCCCAAUUUAUGGCAUAAUUACAAGCCUGGCCAAGUGCACUAGAA